AGGUUUCAAGAUGGCGGUUCCCGGGUGGUUGACCGAGGGGCAGAGGUGAAGGCCCCUUCGCAGAGAGUCCUCCGGGACCGCCCGCUAGCUGCUCUCGCCGUCCCGGGAGCCUCGCAGUCGUGUGAGUGCGUGGGGACUCGGUGCUCCGUUUUCCGCGACCCUCCCCGGGGCCUGCGAAGCCUUCUCUGAAACACCAGGCCCAGAGGCCGCGCUCUUCCUCCGCUGGGCCCGGGGUGGCGGGAGCCUCGGGUUUCAGGGCUCGGGGCCGGCCUGGCACUGCGUCCGACGGGUUCUCGGGCGGGAUCUCCCGCCGGGUCAGACCCACCGCCCGAGUGCGGCGACCGGUGGCGGCGGGCUGACGUCUAGCCGCUCGAGUCGCUAUCAACCGUCGCUAUGGUUUCGGCAGUUGCUGUGAGGCCUCCUGGAGUGGACCCGGACCGGACCGGACCGGUCGGGUUGCGUUUGUGCUGCCUGGGUUCCCAUGGUCUUUUGACCUUGUCUCUGCCAACGUUUGCAGGCAGAGGCACUAUGGUCUUGUAAAAAUUCUCCUUGACUCGUAGCUGAUUGGUUUUUAGUUUUUUUUUUUUUUAAUGAAGAAGUAAAUCAUAUAAAUUGUCACCAUGGGACGAAGAUCAACAUCCUCCACCAAGAGUGGGAAGUUUAUGAACCCCACAGACCAAGCCCGAAAGGAAGCCCGAAAAAGAGAACUGAAAAAGAACAAAAAACAGCGCAUGAUGGUCCGGGCUGCAGUUUUGAAGAUGAAAGACCCCAAACAAAUUAUCCGGGACAUGGAGAAAUUGGAUGAAAUGGAGUUUAACCCAGUGCAGCAGCCACAGUUGAAUGAGAAAGUACUGAAAGACAAGCGAAAAAAGCUGCGGGAAACCUUUGAACGCAUUCUACGCCUUUAUGAAAAAGAAAACCCAGAUAUUUACAAAGAACUGAGAAAGCUGGAAGUGGAAUAUGAACAGAAGAGAGCUCAGCUGAGCCAGUACUUUGAUGCUGUUAAGAAUGCUCAGCAUGUGGAAGUAGAGAGCAUCCCUUUGCCAGACAUGCCGCAUGCUCCUUCCAACAUCUUGAUCCAGGACAUUCCUCUUCCUGGUGCACAGCCCCCCUCCAUCCUGAAGAAAACCUCAGCGUAUGGGCCUCCAGCUCGGGCCGUGUCUAUCCUUCCUCUCCUGGGACAUGGUGUUCCCCGCUUGCCCCCUGGCAGAAAACCGCCCGGCCCUCCACCUGGCCCCCCUCCUCCUCAGGUUCUGCAGAUGUACGGCCGGAAAGUGGGCUUCGCUCUAGAUCUUCCCCCUCGGAGGCGAGAUGAGGACAUGCUGUAUAGUCCAGAGCUUGCUCAGCGGGGUCAUGACGAUGACAUGUCCAGCACCAGUGAAGACGACGGCUAUCCUGAGGACAUGGAUCAGGAUAAGCAUGAUGACAGUACUGAGGACAGUGACACUGACAGGUCAGAUGCAGAGAGUGACGGGGAUGAGUUCGGGCACCGCGAGGACAGUGAGCGCGACAACACUGAGGAGAAGAAGUCAGGUCUAAGCGUCAGAUUUGCUGAUAUGCCUGGGAAAUCAAGGAAGAAGAAGAAAAACAUGAAGGAGCUGACUCCUCUUCAAGCCAUGAUGCUGCGAAUGGCAGGUCAGGAAAUCCCUGAGGAAGGACGGGAAGUGGAGGAAUUUUCAGAGGAGGAGGAUGCCGACGACUCGGAUGAUUCUGAAGCCGAGAAGCAGUCGCAGAAGCAGCAUAAAGACGAUGGCCACUCUGACAGCACGGCUGCAGCCUCUUCCCAGCAGCAGGCUCCUCCACAGUCUGCUCCUGCUUCUCAGAUACAAGCCCCUCCCAUGCCAGGACCACCACCUCUUGGACCACCACCUGCCCCACCCUUACGGCCUCCUGGACCACCUACAGGCCUUCCUCCUGGGCCGCCUCCAGGGGCUCCUCCAUUCCUGAGACCACCUGGAAUGCCAGGAAUCCGAGGGCCUUUACCACGACUUUUACCUCCAGGACCACCACCAGGCCGACCUCCUGGCCCUCCCCCAGGCCCACCUCCAGGUCUGCCCCCUGGACCCCCUCCUCGGGGACCCCCACCAAGGCUACCUCCUCCUGCACCUCCAGGUAUCCCUCCUCCUCGUCCUGGCAUGAUGCGCCCACCCUUGGUUCCUCCUCUUGGACCUGCCCCGCCUGGCCUUUUCCCACCAGCUCCCUUGCCCAACCCAGGGGUGUUGAGUGCCCCACCCAGCCUCAUUCAGCGACCGAAGGCGGAUGAUGCAAGUGCCGCCACCAUCGAGAAGAAAGCCACAGCGACCAUCAGUGCCAAGCCCCAGAUCACCAAUCCCAAGGCAGAGGUCACACGGUUUGUGCCCACUGCACUGAGGGUACGCCGAGAGAAUAAGGGGGCUACUGCUGUUCCCCAAAGAAGGUCAGAGGAUGACUCUGCUGUGCCUGUUGCCAAAGCAGCCCCGAGAUCUGGUCCUUCAGUUGCUGUCUCAGUACAAACUAAGGACGAUGUUUAUGAAGCCUUUAUGAAAGAGAUGGAAGGGCUGCUGUGACAGGGCCUCCUGCCAGGACAGGCUUCUGUUCAGAGUACUGGUUUGUGGAACAAGAGGCUCUUAUUACAGUGAAGAGCAAUGUCCACUGUCAGGUGUUUUCCAAGUCCAGUUCCAGGAGCCUCCUCAUGUUUGCCUGCUGGGAUCCCUGCACAAGGUGUUUCUUUACAAUAGACCAGGAUGUGAAGCACUGCUGCUAACCCCUGCUCCCUGUGACAUCACCAUCUCCUCCCUCUCUUCCUCUCUCCAUUUUGGGAAUUCUGUCAGCGAGGUCUUAGUUACUUGUUUUUGACUCAUGUGCCGUGGGCACUAGAGUAGAGAAUUCUGGAGGAAAAAAGUUUAUUUCAUCUUGACUUUUGUGUUUGAGUUAUUUUUAAUAUUUUCCUGUAAAUAUUUUGUAAUAUUUUCCUUGUAGUGAAAUGGAUUACAGUAUCAUUUCCUAAUUCAAAACAGGAUAUGUGGGAAGAAAAUAUACAAUUCUGGGAUUAAAGUUACUUCCCACAAGC
Molecule: messenger RNA, 3049 nt
Organism: Mus musculus (house mouse)
Lineage: Eukaryota; Metazoa; Chordata; Mammalia; Rodentia; Muridae
Gene: Wbp11
Product: WW domain binding protein 11
Exons: 12
Coding region: 621-2546 (641 amino acids)
Biological process (GO): RNA processing
Cellular component (GO): nucleus; cytoplasm
Source: RefSeq, a predicted model, not a curated record